AGGCUACGCUUUGUCAUCAAAAUUUCACUUACAUAUCCGAAAGUGGCUGUGUGAGACGAUAUAAUACAGAAAUGGCUAAAGCACUUCUGCAAAUCAUCAUUCUCGCAACCACUGUUCACGCAGGUCUGAGCGUGUACUGCUUCAGCUGCAACAGCAGGAAUGACGCGAAAUGCGGCGAUCCUUUCAGCGGCCACCGACUACCUUACGCCGACUGUUCGGGCAGUUACUUCCGGACGCUGAUCAACGACGCUACAAUAAAUUUUACUGACGUGCAAGAUGCGUUUCGGUCCUACCCAGCUGAGGUCCACGGCAACGCUACCUGUCAGAAACUCGUCCUCAACUAUGGCAGUGGAAAUGUUACGUUUCGCACCUGCUCUGUAGGCAAACUAAAUGGUGCCGAAACGUGUCACAUGCAUAUGAAGAACUUCCUCAGUGAAAACGUUCUCUUCUGCGAACAGUGUCAACAGAACCUAUGUAACAUGUCUAACGCUGCCCACAGCAAUUUUCUUGUCCUGUUUAUGACAUCGUGCACCGCUGUCUUCAUGAUGUCGCUUAGUUUCCACAAUGUACCAUGAUUUGUCUUCACAAGCAAGUACAGUAUUAUGUACAAAAACACUUACUCUGUAUCACCUCAACUGUUUAACAAAUUAUGGGGCAUACAUAAUGGACAAUUCUAGUAAUAGAGCCUAAUGUAAAGUAACAGCUUAAAAGGCAGUAUUUGAAUGUUAUGAAACAUGGCCUUAUGUUUAUAAUUACGUUCUGUAUUAUUAAGAAAUAUUAAAAAUUUCUUGAUGUGUUAAGCUCAA
Cryptotermes secundus is the source of this 806-nucleotide messenger RNA. Its product is annotated as protein quiver. Gene Ontology annotation, biological process: positive regulation of voltage-gated potassium channel activity; regulation of synaptic transmission, cholinergic; sleep. The transcript has 3 exons. The record is from RefSeq and is a predicted model, not a curated record. NCBI's taxonomy places the organism in Eukaryota, Metazoa, Arthropoda, Insecta, Blattodea, Kalotermitidae. Bases 72 to 575 code for a protein of 167 amino acids.